Molecule: messenger RNA, 1245 nt
Organism: Aspergillus steynii IBT 23096
Lineage: Eukaryota; Fungi; Ascomycota; Eurotiomycetes; Eurotiales; Aspergillaceae
Exons: 2
Coding region: 113-1168 (351 amino acids)
Biological process (GO): mitotic sister chromatid segregation; kinetochore assembly
Cellular component (GO): nucleus
Source: RefSeq, a predicted model, not a curated record
GCUGACGGGUGCUCUUGCUGGCAAUUGAGCGUGUUCUGACUGAAUACGUGCUCUACAUACCUUUAUCCCUAAAGCCUGUCGCGUAACAAACCCAAGCUAAACAAACCCCCAAAUGGACACGUCGCAAGAAACCGUUGGCAACGUCCAGCGUUUCACAGAGAAGCGCGAAAAAGUGGAGGAUUUCUAUGAGAAAAAUCAACCCAGCGACCCUGAUUUUCGCGAGUACAACAGACGAAUCGAGUCUACACUAAAAGACCUCCAAGACCAAGUCAAACGCCAAGAAAAUGACUUGCAAAAGCUCCGCGAGGUCAACUCAAUUGAUCUCUCCAAAAUGGGCCACGACCCUUGGGCUCGCGUAUCUCAAGUGCGCCGAGCCAAGGAAGCCUAUAACUCUCUCCUGAAAUCACGGACAGACCUGCCGCAUCCUGGGUCUCCGCUGCCCGCUCUCCUGGCUAUAGGCGAAACGUCUCGGCUGAUCAACGAAACUAAAGUGUCGGUUUCAAUGACAGCGGAGAAGAUUUCGUCAGACCGUCAGCGUCUGAAGGUUGAGGAGUCGAAUCUUCGCGACGCUCAAGCCAUCAGAGAUGGGUUGGAAAAACGCCUAGAGAAGAUCCGGAACGAGAAAUCGCAAAAGCAGAAAAGGACGCCUUCUCAACUCGCGCAGGAAUUCCUGGACGAGCAACAACAGAAAACAGAAAAGCUUGGCAGUGAAACCGAGGAACUGAAAGUUUCUCUCCAUGGCUUUAUCGAUGAACAUCUCGCUCCGAUGCUCGCUGCCGAGAACCUCGGCGGCCCAACCACAGGAGAUACAAUGGGCAUUUCAGAUGACACACUAGAAAGAGGCUAUACGAACCAUGGAAAGCCAAAGAAGCCCAGACCCGUGGAGACAACAGAAGGGGACGGCACUCAGCGCCGGAUUGAUGAAAUGGUUCGUUCAGCGGGGCAAGGGGGUACCGAGCGACGAAACACUUCCAAUAAGAGAGAGACGGCAGCCGCUGAAAUGAAUGGCCUCCUCGAUGCUCUACUGGACGCAGGUUCUUCCUACAUAGACCUUCCCCGAGAAUCAGCUGCGUCUAGGUUUUUGGUCCGAGCCAAAGUUGCGCAAUUCCAUCCACGCGAUGCCAGGAAGCUAAGGUUGAUUGAUUUUGGGCGUUCAUUAGACGACUAAUGGCCAAUUCAUUAGCUUCAUAAUUAACGGGGGCUAUGUGCAUGCCAAAGUGCAAGUACUACAAAAUUCCUUGGAAC